AGGUUGAUCCACUGUUCCAGAAAUUAUCAGCAACAUUUGAUGAGGGUUGUACUAGUAGCUUACUAUUGAAUCAUCUCACUCGUCGAGAUGAUUUCUGUGAGACUUUGUUUGACUCCAAAACUGUACCCACAUCCACCGUGGCUGAUUUUGAUUGCGGAAAUUCUCAGACUGUCGAUCUGUCUGAUAUGAGAGGUACAGUGUAACACUUCAUUUUUUAACUGCAGUAAAAGUCUUGAAUUCCGAUUAUGGGGCGUGGAUUCGUUUAUAUACAGUGGAAAUACGGACGUUUUUAUUACUUCGACAAUUAUCAAUGACAAUUAUCCUAAAUUUAUUGCAGACAUGAGAAUGAGAAUAUUAUCUCCGUCCGUCCAGAUUUGUCCUCAAUAUGAUGACUUUAGCUUUACUAACUGGGACCUGAAUGCGGAGGUUUGUCAAUACUGUAGCAUGGGCGGAUUUACUGGGGGUUAGAGGGGGAGGGGGGGGGGCUUAAACCCCCCUAACCUGGGAAAACGUCUACCUGCUGUAAGACGACGUUGACAAUUUGUCAAGGGUGGGUAGUAGCGAAGUAGUUGUAGUUCGCUACUGUAGCGAACUACAAUUUUCAAGUAGCCAGCAGUUUUUCACUACUUUUUUAAAACAGUAGUUGUAGUUAUAGCGAACUACUUUUUGCCUAAAAAUAGCCAAGUAGUUGACUACUAUUCAAGCUGCAAAUCGCUAGUCGCUACUUUUUAAAAUUGUUAGCAACCGUUCGUAGAAUAUAAUGACAUUAAGACACGGUUUGCUUAAAAGAUUAUUUUAUACAGUAUAAAGAUUAUUUUAGCGCAUUGAAAAGUGGCACUCCUGAACACUGUAUAGUGCUUACAAAAAUGUUUCUUUGACCCUUUUUGUUUUAAAUACUGUUGCUACUCGUAAGUCGAUUUGUUAUAGGUUAAAUUACAGCCUGAGCCCAAAUACUGUAAAACUAAAAAAUAUAGAGUAGCGAAAUAGCGAAAUAGUUCGCUACAUUUUUUAAGCAGUAGCUGUAGUCAGUAGCGAACUACUUUUGUUCAAAAGUAGCAGUAGUUGUAGCUGACUACAUAUUUUUGAAGUAGCUGUAGUUAUAGCGAACUACAAAAAUUUUGUAGUCAAACCACCCUUGCAAUUUGUAAACAAUCAAACAAUAAAUACGAUAUAAAUGGACUGAGAUAAUUCCAUCUUUUUAUUAUUCUGUAUCAUAUAGACUGCCAGAGAGAGCGAAACGUUUACUAACACAAAUAAUGAGGACGCUUUUGACAUGAAUGCUCCAGGACCAGGUAGUGAAAUUUUCAUUAUCGAAUUUUUCUUGAAUAGAGAGGUGAUUAGGGGAUAAAAUUAUCAAACCGUGUCCGAUAGAAAAGUGGUCUUGUUCGGCCGAUUUACUAACAGUACAGUAUGUGGCCGUAUAUCGUGCCGGGCCAGCUCCAAUAAAUUAUAUUCAGGCCUGUUUUAAAGCAUGAAUUUUUAGGUUUUAUCAGUUAAUAAUAGUGCAAGAGAUUUAAUAACAGUACAGCGUUAUGUGUAUUGUUUGCAAAAAUCAAUUAUACAAUCCCAAAGCAAGAGUUAUAAUCAUUUUCUUCAAUGCUGUUUAGCGCCAUUUGAUCCAAUCAAUGAAAUGCCCGAUAUGGAUGGUGGUGGAUUUGAUGACGAUGAUGGCGAUGCCGGUGGGUUUGAUGACGUAAGUGGAAUGCUCCUGAAUGUGAUUCAUUAUUAAAAAAAUAUCACAAUUUAGUCACUUAAUAUCUUGGAUAGGAAGUCAAAAUGCCAAGGUGAAUUACUACAUAUGAUGAAUUUCUAUUGAAUAGGGUCCAGGCGGCAUGAACACGGACUUGUCUGGUAAUUUGUUGGGCUUUGCUGAUGGUCAAGAAGCACAAUUGCUUUUACCUGGACAAACGAGGUAACAACGAACCCUCAGACAAAGGGGUUGAAGUCAUAUGCAAGAAUGGAUUACUGCUCUAAUAGUAGGGAUGGAUCCAGCCAGAUCUGGGGGGGGCUGGUCACGUUGACCAAAUUAAUGAAUACCUGUGUAGCAAUGCUGUAACAAUAAUUUUUGAAAGCAUUGGUAGGCAAAAAAUUAAACUGUAUAUGGGAUGAUAUUUAAGGCAAAAAUGUUUGCAGAACUGAGAUUUUCAGUGACAAGUUGAAAAUAUUAGUUGGUUAAAAGUAUCCACUCGUUCGUAUAUCUUUACGUUCUUUCUUAAGGCCUAUUGAGACGGCACUGGGAAAUGCAACUGAUUUGGGUACCUUCAUGUUAUCUUUGCAAUCAUCGGAAAACAUGAAUGAAUAUUCGUAUAGUACUUUACCAAUGUGGGCUGGUCCUGUUCAGUGGAAAAAUAGAGCGCAGUUUGAUGCCCUUAAAGGUAUUUUCCAAUAUAGCUAUAUUUUAUUCUUCCCAGUUUAUUUCUCUUUAGCCUAAGGGGCUGAAGCUGUUUUGCAAAGCAUAAGUAUUUUAUUUGUUUUCAUUAGGCUUAAAUAAAGGGAGUUCAAAACGAAAGACCACAACGAGAAAGAAAGUAUUCAGGAUUGAAUUUGAUGCAACUCACGACUUUGAUAAACUUUUUACAAAAGGAAAGGUAAAUGAUUCCACUGUGGAUGUUAAACUGUAAUUCCUGAUGUAUUCGUGUACAUAUACGUUUCAAUCCUUCCGGAAAGUGGAUUCCGUGGCUAUAAUGCCUCUUUCAAGAUUAGAAUCUUGGUUUCAGAUCCUGGUAACGAUCAUUUAAACCCAUGCCUAAGGCCAAUUUUUGAGUUUUCUCGUGCUAGAGUUUCUUCCCCCAAAACCGACUGCUUUGAUAUGAUCUCUUCACAUUAGGCCGCGACAGUGUUAUCGAAAAUAACAAUGGAUAAACAUGCUUCAAACCAGAAAACACUUCCCGAUGAUCUACACUAUGAGUUCAACAACUUAAUGAAAUUGUUCCUGAAAACUAAACUAAUGGUAAGAAGAAAGGCAAGCGAAAUGUAGAGGCCCAUUUCCACUCAAGAAAAUGUUCCACGGCCAAAAAAAGUUCCAAAAAUAUCAUUGUUAAAAGUUGAACAUUUUCAACUUAAAUUUUUUCCGACGUAAAAUUUGUGUCGACCAAUCACAUUUUAUACAUUUUUCUUUCCGCGGAAAAUUUUUUGUCCGUGGAAAUGGGCCUUAUGCUGUACCACAAUUCCGAGCUUACACAGCAUUAUCACGUAUUACCGCUGAUGAUCCAUGACCACUUUGAUGUUCCUCAGGUUCGACGGCAGUAUGGUGUUCAGCCUGCUGUAACAGACGAUGGAAAUGGUAGGUUUCAGUUUAACCAUAGGUUUUUUAUAUUGAAUAUGACUCUAUCAGGUCUCAACUUCUGUUCUCCCCACGGCCGGAUUUUGUGCCUUUUGAAAAGAUUAAGUGAUAAUAUGACAAAAUUUUGAAAAAAUAUGAAAAUAUGAAAAAAAUGCUUAGGGUCUACACUGCGUGAGAAAGUUUUUCUAUAAAAUUGAAAAUGUGAUAGCCAUCUGUGUCAAGUGCCCUUUUAAAGUUUUAAUGCAAUGUUUGGAAAGAAACUUUGUAGUAAUGUGAUGAAGGGUAAAAUUGGGUGGGUCGUACAGUAAUAAUUCAUGGAUACACUGAUACAUAUGUACAGUACCUGGAUACGUUACGUAGUUCGCUUACGGUAUGAUCUAAACCUUCUCUAUCAUCAAUCAUAGGAAACAACUGGUACAAUUAUGAAAACGAAAAUGAUUGCGCCAAUUACUGUCCAGCUGAUGCACAGGUAUAUACUUAUCUAGUUUCUACUAUGUGAUGAUUUGUGAAAGGGUAAGCUGGUUUUCGACUCUUUCCAAACUAGAGCGGUCUAUAAUUGAUUACGGCCACCACUCUCUGGCCCAGGACGCAUCUGAUUGGUUAAUCCGGUAGAUUAAGCGCAUGCUAACUUUUACUACUUUUUUAUACAACCGUUCCCUGAUCGAAACCUUCUUCUUAGGACGAUGGUGAUGACGACGUUUUUGAUGGUGAAGAUGCGGGAGGAUUUAAUGAAUAUUCAUCACAGACUCUUAGUUCAUUUAACAACGAAACUGUGUUCCAGGGUGACAAGCUUGUUGCACAACCAAAUAAGGUGAGGUGGAUGAAAUACAGUAGGUGGUGUUUGCACUGAAGGUAGGUUUUGGGCUUUUGGCACGGGGAGCAUUCCGUUUCCUUCUCAAAUUUUUAACCACACACCCAGGCCAUAUGAUGCAUGAUUUAGGGUGUAUUAUCAAGUAUAUACUCGGGUAACAGUGUUACAAGUGUUACACUAUCUUUAUUUAGGGGUAGGGUUAGAGUGUGUGUAACACUAUGUAACACGGUGGGGGUAGGGUUAGUGUGUGUAACACUAUGUAACACGGUGAGGUUAGGGGUGGGGUUAGGGGUAGGGUUAGUGUGUGUAACGACUAUGUAACACUGUCAACACUCUGUAGUACUAUGUAACAAUGUGUAACACUAUGUAAUACUAUGUAAGAAUAUGUAACAUUGUUUAACACUGUGUAACACUUGUAACAGUGUUACAACUGAGUGCCAUAAUAAAGCCACCCUAAAUCGUGCAUGGUAUAACCCAGGCUAGUAGUUUAUUGAACCUUGUGGCCAGUGUUGGAAAAUGUCUGGCAGCACCGAUGCCAGAAAAUGUUUACAGUAAUAAAAUAUCUUCCCAGGUAAUUUUCUUACAUCCAGCAGGAAAUUUUUGUCAUCCUAAAUAUAUUGAAAUGUCAUACAAUCUGCCUGUUGAUUUAAAAUGUAUUCAGGGACCCCGAAUGAAUAUCGAUAUAGCUAUAGCCACUUUAUAAAUGUCACGUACAGGUGCAGAAGAUCGACAUUGCGUAUUCAAAAACAGCGAAGAAAAUCGAUGUGAAAAAAGUAAAGAGGGCGAUGUGGGAUGUCAUGUCCUCGACAACACGUGAUGCAGAUAAAGUAAGAUCUAUAUAUCAUGUAGCUGCAUCUCUUCUAACUUCUCUAAUUGGAAAAGUGAAAAGGCACAGCAAUCUCUCUGUAUUAGAGAGUUACAACGAUAAUUGUACCACAUACACAAACUAUAGUAUCAUGAAAUGUUCGUCGUCGUCGUAUCGUAGAAAUUUAUUUCAAGACGCUAGCUUCAUCAACAUACGUUGGUUUUCAUGAGGGGCGACGUCAAUUUAUAUACAAAGUAUUUACAAGAAAAUACGUGGAAACAAAGAAAAACUAUUUACAAGAGUGCAUGCUGAAUACAGGAGGUGUGACACGUACAUUAAUAUUAGUAACAGAAUCAAAGAUUAAUAUUUUCUUUGAAACUAUGGAUUGAUCGUGUCUCUUUUGCUUCCCGAGAAAGGCUAUUCCAAAGCUUUGCCCCGCUGUACUUAAAACGUUUUUUAGGAAUUCCCUUCUCGGUUUUGGGAGAGCUAAAGUAAUAGUUCGCUUGCGUUAAACUGCUCCCAAUCAACGACUCUUUCCGAGUGUCCGUAAUUCAUAUCGUUCUUUCAAGGAAAAUAUGCCCGAAAAUAAUGCAACCGAAGAUAUUGUCAAAGAGAGCGUUACGAAGCCAUGCAACUUUACUGAAUUGUAUCACACAAUCCCGAGCAAAAUGUCUAAACAAAUGGCAAAGAAUCUCUCCAUUCCAAUCGCUUUUGUUUGCUUGCUUCAUUUGGCAAACGAAAAGGUACUGUAAAUUAAAAUGUUCACGGCUCGGUCAAGGCCUUAUUGUGGCGUACUGUAGUUCUGCAGAUAUGGCCAGGAGCCUACUCCUGUUCAGGCACCUGAAAUGUUCAUGCCACUACCUACUGUAACCCUACAUGCAGUCUACCUACUGUAGUAACCCUUACUAAAACCCCGGUCAAAAUAGGAUGAGAAUUGAGAAGCCAGAAUUUGCAUGACAAUUUUCUAAACUCUCAUGAGUCAUGCCUUGGUCAAACCAGAACAACAGUUGCAUUAGGAUUGAUGAGAGUUGCAUUAGAUUGAUGAGAGUUGACAAGAUAUUCCCCAGAUAGCAAAAACUGAAAAAUUUAUGUUUGUGAUGUUGUUCUUCAGUGUGGCCACAACGGCCAAGCUGAAACGUUUGUUUGACUGCGGUGGGAAUCGAACCCACAGUCUUUAAUUUUCCAGUACGAGGUCAAGUCAGUUUGAAAUAUCACCCACUUGAACUGAUUUGACCUUGUAGCUCAGUUGGUAGAGCAUUGGACUGGCAAACCAAAGAUCACGGGUUCGAUUCUCACUGCGGUCAAGCAAACUUUUCAGCUUGCCCGGUGUGGGAACACUCAGAGCAACAUCACAAACAUAUAUCUUCACCUGAGUGUGCAACACCAGAAACAAAACUGAAAAAUUUACCAGAGUUGAGUGUUGGUCAAAUGCAAGUAAGAAUUGCAACUCUCAUCAACUGUCAGUGUCUUGUUUGACCAGGGGUUAGCUGUUUGCAACUUUUAUAAUGAAGUUUUUCUGUUUGUUUUUCAGAACUUAAAACUCGAAGGUCGAACAUCAAUGGAUGAUUUCACUAUUACUCAAGGAGUUUAGCAGUGACAAAAACAUCAACUGUAUAACUGUAAUUAUGUGUAACAAAAUGCAAUAAUUGAUUUAUCUUUUGUUAGAAAUAGUUGAAUUUAUUAGCAUGUAAUACCACCAGGAAAUACAUACAGUGUAGUACAUAUAGAAAAUUAAAGGUAAGGAUUUUCUGAACUACAAUCUAAUACUUAUACCAAAUUCCUACUAUAAUUAUUAUUAAUGUUGUUUCCCCUUAAAUAGUUUUACCAACCCAGUAACAAUUAAUUGCCUAUAAAACAUAAAUACAUAACAGCAAGUAUUUCUUCUUCAUUUGAAAUGUCCAAAAAUGUUUGCCAUUAUUUAUAUUGGUUUUAGCACAAUCUAGAAAAGACAGUGAAUUAUAUUAAUCCGACAG
This is a messenger RNA of Paramuricea clavata, 6872 nucleotides long. The record is from the annotation of a GenBank genome assembly. NCBI's taxonomy places the organism in Eukaryota, Metazoa, Cnidaria, Anthozoa, Malacalcyonacea, Plexauridae.